Molecule: messenger RNA, 1679 nt
Organism: Tricharina praecox
Lineage: Eukaryota; Fungi; Ascomycota; Pezizomycetes; Pezizales; Pyronemataceae
Exons: 4
Coding region: 334-1206 (290 amino acids)
Source: RefSeq, a predicted model, not a curated record
UGGGGAAUAUCUCUGGGCCGGGCAAAGCAGCAGAAUAAUCUUCACAUUGCCCUUCUGUUUUUCCGCGCGACAGAUCCGUUUUUUGUACUCUUUAUCAACACGGCACAAUGGCGCCUCCACAAGUUCCCCGGAUCACAACCCAGCAGCCCCCAGAUAUGGCCCACAACUUCAAUGCGCCAAUAGAAAUGACCGGUGGUCAGAGUGCGAGUGGGAUGAGACCCUGGCUUGAUGGUCGGAUACGCGGAGAUUCUCUGAGUAGUACAGGAAGUGGGCCCAAAACACCGGUUCUGCCCCAAACUCAAGAGAUGGGGCGCAUCGAGGCCGUGCUGCUCGAUGUCGAACCGCUCAAGUGGAUUGUUUGUGACUAGCCCGAGCACUCCGGUAUCGCCGAGGACGACGGGAUAUUUCACUACCCAUGGCACGCCUACGUUACAACAGGAACCAGGGCAUCGAAGUUCACAGGCCAUGGAGCAAAUACGCUAUUCAGUACAAAGGCUGCAAAGCGGACAUCUUGAGGAGACACGGAUUCCAGACGCAGAAGCACAGCAGCGGGAGCCUGUGUCGCCGCGGAAAAAGUGGUGGUGGCAGAAACCUCGGUGGAAGGGUGUUCAGAACCGAUUGGUUACGGUGAUGAUUGCGUGCACGAUGUGCGUGAUCGUACUAUCAGUAUAUCUUGGGCUGGCUCUCUCAAAGCAACUGCAACUGAAGCAAGAGUGGCAUGUGCUCCUAGUAUUGAUCAUUCUUGUGACGACGAUGUUUUUCUGCCAUUCGUUGGUCAGGCUGUGCUUGGAUCUUACCGGCGGUGGUGACUCGGACCGGAGGAGAGGAUCAACAGACUUCUCGCGGAUACCGUCCAUAGCUGGUCCCGGGGGCUAUGCGAUGCCUCGCGAGCCCAUACGAGUCAAUACCCAGGCACCAGAUAUCAUCCCAGGGAUGAAGGAGCCACCGCCAGUUUAUGGGCUGUGGAGAUGCUCUGUUCGGGUUAAUCCCAAUGAGUUCUAUUGGAUACGACGGCAAAGUUCCGGGCAAGCAUUAACCCCAACAUCACCGCACACUGGCUCUCGGAGAUCAAUGGCGAUGUCACCAAGACCACCGUCAUAUCUUUCGGAUGACGGUGUCUCAUACGCAGUCAAUGCGGUACCUGAAAUACGGACCAUGGAGCCACCACUACCGAUACAUCCCUCGGAAAGGGGCCGGUUUCUCUGAUAUUUAAGGGAUGCGUCCGUCGCUUGAUUUCUUUUCCGAGCGUGCUUGGACCUUGUCUUCUCAUUUCUGGUGAAACAACUUUGUAUCCUCACCCCCCAUCAAUAACGAAUGAGGAAUGAUCGUGCUGUAUCUACUCAUGUGUCUUUUCCCUACAAUCAUUUAUUACACUCGCCUUGGGGCACUUGUAUAUCCUUUUUACUUUUUACUUUUGUCGUUCUACAUGGGGUUUUUUGGGCACGGUGUCAUAUUUCCUUUCUGUCGGUCGUUUUGGGGGUAUUUUUGCAUGCUGGUUCUCAUUCACUCUCUUUAUAUACAUGUCUCUCCCUAUGGUCUACUCGGUCUCAUAUUUUACUGUGUUCUGGAUCGCGAGUGGCAUCAUUUGCUUUAACCUGGUCUUCCUCUUGUCUGUAGCCUCGAACGCCCACCUGCCCACCGUGAAUCCCCCACUACUCUAAAGCCACCUUGAUCUCAAC